Molecule: messenger RNA, 1308 nt
Organism: Zea mays
Lineage: Eukaryota; Viridiplantae; Streptophyta; Magnoliopsida; Poales; Poaceae
Product: BURP domain protein RD22
Exons: 3
Coding region: 29-1156 (375 amino acids)
Source: RefSeq, marked provisional
CUUCCUCAUUGGCCAUCCUUCGUCUUCCAUGGAGAGGCUCCUUGCCGGCCUACUACUCGGCUUCCUAUUAUUGAUCGCGUCAGUAGGAAGCCAUGCAACUCGUGCUCCAGAUCAGUACUGGAAGUCUGCUCUUCCCGACACUCCCAUGCCGAGCUCCCUCUCCCAACUCCUCAACACCCCAGCUGGCAAGGGCGGCGUCGGUGGAGGCAGCAGCGGCAAGAAGCCCGGCGGCACCACGGUGGGAGUUGGGAAAGGGGGAGUGGGCGUUAACGUUAACCCUACCAAACCCGGCGGCGCCGGUACAACCGUUGGCGUUGGCAAAGGUGGCGUCGGCGUCGGCGUCAAUCCCGGGUACGGCAAGCCGGGUGGCACCACGGUGGGCGUUGGCAAGGGCAGGGUUGGCGUCCACGUGAACCCGGGCAAGAAGCCCGUCCACGUCCCCGUCGGCCCUUUCCAGUACGAGUACGCCGCAUCGGAGACGCAGUUGCACGACGACCCCAGCGUGGCGCUCUUCUUCCGAGAGGAGGACCUGCAGCCCGGUAAGAAGACGACCGUCCAGUUCGCCAACACCGCGAUGGCCGGCGCCAAGUUCCUCCCGCGAAGCGAUGCCGAGGCCAUCCCGUUCUCCUCCGAGAAGGUCCCCGAGAUCCUCGGCCGCUUCUCGGUGGACCCGGACUCCGUGGAGGCGGCGGAGAUGGCGCAGACGCUGCACGACUGCGAGGCGCCCGCGGCCAGGGGCGAGAGGAAGGCGUGCGCCACGUCGCUGGAAUCCAUGGUGGACUUUGCCACCGCCAGCCUCGGGACCAGCCACGUGAGGGCCGCGUCGACGGUCGUGGGGAGGGAGGGCUCGCCGAGGCAGGAGUACACCGUGACAGGCGUGAAGCGGGCGGGCGGCGGGCGCCUGGUGGCCUGCCACGCGGAGCCGUACGCGUACGCCGUGUUCGCGUGCCACUUGACGCAGCAGACGCGGGCGUACUCGGUGUCGAUGCUGGGCAGGGACGGCACGGCCGUGGACGCUGUCGCGGUGUGCCACGCCGACACGUCCGGCUGGAACCCCAAGCACGUCGCGUUCCAGGUGCUCAGGGUGAAGCCCGGCACGGUGCCGAUCUGCCACUUCCUGCCGCAGGACCACGUCGUCUGGACCCGCGGCGGCUGAGAGUGGUCGCCGUUUGCAUGCACUGGUCAUGACGCCGCCGUUUGCUUAGAUUAUGUUUGUAUAGUUUCGAAUAAUCAGACAUCUCUGUUACUUCUGCUAGCUCUCAGGCUAAGCAAGCUUCUAAUUGAUCUCCGACGACGCUUGUUGGAUCU